AAUAUUUAUAUUCUAAUAUUCAAGAUAUAUUUGAUAUUAGUUAUAAUAUACAAAAACUUAAUUGGAUAAAUAAUAAUAUUGAUUUUGAAAAUCAAGAUCAAAUUGAAUUACUUACAAUUUAUAUAUAUGAUGAUACUAUAAAUGAGCGUAAAAAAGAAAGAUCAAUGAAAAAUCUUAAAAUAAUUGGAGUAUAA
Molecule: messenger RNA, 194 nt
Organism: Racocetra persica
Lineage: Eukaryota; Fungi; Glomeromycota; Glomeromycetes; Diversisporales; Gigasporaceae
Source: the annotation of a GenBank genome assembly